AUGUCCUCGCCAAAGUGGAAGAUCGCAAUGGGCUGCGAUGAAGCCGGUGUCUCGUACAAAGACAAGAUCAAGGCCGACUUCGAAGCCGACCCGCGAGUCGAAUCCGUAACCGACGUCGGCAGCUUCGCCCAAGAUGACAAGACGGCCUAUCCCCACCGAGCAGCCGAGGCAGCACAACUGGUCGCCGACGGCAAGGUCGAUAGAGCGCUGUUAAUCUGUGGAACGGGAUUAGGUGUCGCCAUCUCGGCCAACAAGGUCAAGGGAGUCCGGGCCGUCACGGCGCACGACAGCUUCUCGGUAGAGCGGGCGGUGCUCAGCAAUAACGCACAGGUUCUCUGCAUGGGCGAGAGAGUGGUUGGACUUGAGCUUGCGCGGCGGCUGGCGAAGGAGUGGUUGGGUUAUGUGUUUGAUAUCACGAGUGCGAGUGCGGCCAAGGUGGACGCCAUCACGGAGCUGGAGAAGAAGAUGUAG
Anthostomella pinea is the source of this 471-nucleotide messenger RNA. The record is from the annotation of a GenBank genome assembly. NCBI's taxonomy places the organism in Eukaryota, Fungi, Ascomycota, Sordariomycetes, Xylariales, Xylariaceae.